Messenger RNA from Capronia epimyces CBS 606.96, 834 nucleotides. RefSeq lists its product as uncharacterized. The record is from RefSeq and is a predicted model, not a curated record. Gene Ontology annotation, molecular function: acylglycerone-phosphate reductase (NADP+) activity; triacylglycerol lipase activity. The transcript has 3 exons. Bases 1 to 834 code for a protein of 277 amino acids. Gene Ontology annotation, biological process: phosphatidic acid biosynthetic process; triglyceride catabolic process. Gene Ontology annotation, cellular component: endoplasmic reticulum; lipid droplet. Lineage: Eukaryota; Fungi; Ascomycota; Eurotiomycetes; Chaetothyriales; Herpotrichiellaceae.
AUGCCUGACAAAACCGUGCUGAUCACCGGCUGCAGUGCCGGCGGGAUCGGCUACGCGCUUGCGCAGCACUUCCAGAAACGAGGGUUGACUGUUUUCGCGACAGCACGGAGCCUGUCGAGCAUGACCGGCCUCGAAACGCUUCCCAACACCACGCUGCUUGCCCUCGACGUGACCAAGCCCGCCGAGAUGGCCGCAGCGGUCGAAGAGGUCCAGACGCGAACGGGAGGGAAACUCGACUACUUGGUCAACAACUCGGGACAGCAGCAAUUCCGGCCCGUGCUGGACCACGACAUCGACCAGGCCAAGGACAUGUUCGAGGUCAAUUUCUGGGGUGUCGUGAGGAUGGUCCAAGCCUUUGCGCCGCUUCUUAUACAGGCCAAAGGCACCCUGGUCAACAUUGGUUCCAUUGCCGCAUAUCUGUGUCCCCCUUUCUCCGGCAUCUACAAUGCCUCCAAGGCCGCCGUCCACGCGCUCGACGAAACACUCCGCAUUGAACUUGCCCCAUUGCAAGUCAAGGUCCUGACCGUGGUGACCGGCUCCAUCUCGACCCUGAUCACCAAGAAAUCCCCCCCGCCCAAUCUGCCCCCGACGUCGAAGUACCUCCCGACGGAAGAAUACAUGGAGCACCUCAUCCAGGGAACGGCGAACUUCACCACAUCGAAGCCGGCCGUCUUUGCAGAGCAGGUGGUGCAAGACGUCCUCAACGGCGUCACGGGCAAGACUUUCCGAGGAGCAAAUGCCACGGCGACACGCUUCCUGCCUCCCCUCGUGCCGACUUUUGUCAAGGACAAGAUCCUGACCAAUGGAACUGGCUUGGACAAAGUGGGAAAGUGA